AUGAAUGCUCAUCCAAUUACUGUCAUCGCAUGUGAUAUCGGUGGUGUAAUCAGAAAUGUGCAGAAUGAUCAGCCAAUUGAAAAUGCUGUGGAAUCUGUGAUCAAAUUGGCACAAAAUCCAUUGAAUAGAGUGAUAUUCAUAUCUAAAUGCAAAGAUAAUUAUAAACAAAGCUCAAAUAUGUUUCUUGAAAGGCACAAUUUAUCCCAUAUUCCAACAUAUUACUGUUUAGAAUAUGGAGAUAAAAUCAAUAUUGCUGAUAACAACCAUGUUAAUAUUAUGAUUGACGAUAGAAUGCAAAUUUUAAGUACUUUUCCAUCUUCAAUUGUUAAAAUAUGGUUUUGUUCGGAUACAAAAAAGAUUGAAGGUGCCAGAAAAUUCCAACCAGAUUUUUUCGAUUCUGUUAGAAUUGCUCGAAGUUGGACAGAUGUAAUGAAAAUAAUUGAAGAAACACAAAUGUAA
Messenger RNA from Adineta ricciae, 459 nucleotides. Lineage: Eukaryota; Metazoa; Rotifera; Eurotatoria; Adinetida; Adinetidae. The record is from the annotation of a GenBank genome assembly.